Messenger RNA from Cyprinus carpio (common carp), 4965 nucleotides. RefSeq lists its product as uncharacterized. The record is from RefSeq and is a predicted model, not a curated record. Gene Ontology annotation, biological process: microtubule-based movement. Gene Ontology annotation, molecular function: ATP binding; microtubule binding; microtubule motor activity. NCBI's taxonomy places the organism in Eukaryota, Metazoa, Chordata, Actinopteri, Cypriniformes, Cyprinidae.
GGUGUUUUUUUUUGUUGAGUUGAAUCUGCAGAUGGACAGAGCAGUAGAGUUGAAAUAAGUUUUUUAGAGAUCUAUAAUGAGCGUGUGCGUGAUCUGCUGAGAGGUGCGGAGCAGAAGAAGCCAGCACCCCUGAGGGUUCGAGAACACCCAGAGAAGGGGCCCUAUGUGCAGGGUCUUUCUCAGCAUGUAGUGACUGAAUACAAACAAGCAGUGGAUCUGCUUGAGGAAGGCAUUGCUAACCGCAUCACAGCCGCUACACACGUCCAUGAUGCUAGCAGUCGAUCCCAUGCCAUCUUUACCAUUCAGUACACACAGGCUAUUCUAGAAAAUAACCUUCCAUCAGAAAUAGUGAGCAAGAUCAACUUGGUGGACCUGGCUGGCAGUGAACGAGCCGACCCUCAAUACUGCAGAGACAGAAUAACAGAAGGCGCCAACAUCAACAAAUCUCUUGUCACCCUUGGCAUCGUCAUCUCCGCUCUUGCCCAGAACUCUCAGAUGUUCAGCAGCAGUCAGAGCAUUAACAGUGUGCUCAGUGAGGGUGAAGGGAGCACUGUGUGGAGCCAGUCCAGCUCUCUGUCAGGCAGCGGGCGCAGACAAUGCUUCAUUCCCUACAGGGACUCUGUCCUCACUUGGCUACUCAAAGACAGUCUGGGCGGCAACUCCAAAACCAUCAUGAUUGCAACUGUCUCACCAUCAAGCAGCAGCUACAAUGAGACUCUAAGCACCCUCCGCUAUGCAGCUCACGCCAGGAACAUCGUCAACAAGCCAAGAGUCAAUGAGGACGCCAAUGUGAGGUUGAUCAGAGAACUGCGAGAGGAAAUUGAUCGUCUGAAAAGCAUGCUGCUGAGUUUUGAAAUGCAGAGGAACCCCAGUCCAUCUCUCAGUGAUGAGAGAGAAGGGAGCUUGUCUGAUAUAGUCCUACAGAAUGAACUGAAGGUGGAGCAGCUGACUAAAGACUGGUCUGACAGUUGGUAUGAUAAGCGAGCCCUGUUGGAGCACUACAGUGUGGACAUUAACCAGGACAGAGCAGGAGUUCUCAUUCACUCGCUCUUGCCCCACCUCAUCGCUCUAGAGCCAGACGUCCUCAGCACAGGGGUCACCAUCUACCACCUUCAGGAAGGGGUGACAAGAACCGGGCCUCAGGAUGACAAUCUGAAAGAGCCUCACAUAGUCUUGCCAGAAGGUUCCACCUGCGAGAUUGAGAAUAAGAACGGGGUGGUGACUCUGAAGCCAGUCUCGGGGAACAUCUGCAUGGUCAAUGAAAGAGAGAUCAAGGAGCCCUGCAGACUUGCACAAGGUGCAGUGAUUACCUUAGCAGGACUCCAUAAGUUCAGGUUCAACCACCCUGCAGAGGCAGCUGUUCUGAGGGAGAGAAGACGGAUCAGUGAUGGAGGUCUGGUCUACAACGCUACAGAGCUCAACUCACCCAGUUCUGACGCCGGGGUUGCAGGAGCAGGUUGUCAUGAGAAUAGCAAUGGGACGGCUCCCAGACAGCGACUAGAGGAGCAGCAGUGGUACAUAGAGUGUCUACGAGAGGAGAUUCAGAUGGAGCAGAAAAGAGCAGAGAGAGAUCUGGAAAGAGAGCAGGCCCGUCUCCGACAGCAGCACACUGAGAUCAAGCAGUGGAUCUUGCAAGAAAAGCAACGGCUUGAAGCCCACAGGGAAAAGGGAACACUGGAGUCAGGGGUUCAGACAGAUCCCAUACUUCAUAGUGGUUUAUCAAGUCAGAUGACUGAGGAAGGCAGUGCUGAAAGAGUCCCACCAUCGACUUUAAUGGGUGACUGGAAAAGAGUGGUGCAGGAGGAACUGCUGAAGCACCAUGCAUUGCGCAGAGCUGAGAAUCGCAUGCGCCGCAAAAGGUUACAUUACCAACUGGAGAAGAUUGCACGAAAGCGCCAUCUGUUGGAGGUGAAGCGAGAGCUGCAGAGGCUAGAAAAUGAGUUUCUACAAGGGGGCGAUGAAGCCUCAUCUCCAGACGUGGGGUACCCCUCAAAGUCCAGGGGACGUCCCAUGACUUUACGAAGGCAUUCAUUUUCUGCUGAUCUGCUGUCCCGAUUGUACCCCCAGCACACUCCUAUUUUCAGCCAGUUCCUCAAAAGGAAUAGAUCUUCUGAGUUUACAACAUCUCUAGCUUGCUUUGCUCGUGCCACUAAAUGGGAAUCUGAUGAAUGUCUCCAAGAUCAAAAGUUUAGAAGACGUUCCAAUACAAUGCCCUCAAGAUAUGACCAAGGAUCCUCAAGUUGGGCCAGUUUUUCAAACAGCAUCAAAAGUCCCAUAAAAGAUGCAAGUUCAGCUGAAGCUACAAAAUUACAAACUGCUUCCUCAAGGUUGAUAGUCAAGAAAAGCACAAGUGACCAAGACAAGAAUUGUCAGGAUUCAAACACCAAAGCCACUAGAAAAGUAUUACCAAUAAUAAAACAGAAAAGUCCUGUGAAGGGAGCAAAGACUUUAUCUCAAGGUGGAAAUAAAGGUUUAGAGACCAUCCGCAAGGUUUUUUCCAACUCCGUUGGCUUUGGGAUCAGAACUGCUUUGGGAAAAGUUUUCCGCAAGCCACCACCAGGUUCAUGGGGACAUAGAAGUGUGAAAUCUGUGAAGAAAGCAACAAGUCAGCUUAAUGAGAAAUCAAACCAUGCCAAGACUCUGAAAGACUUUGAGAGAAAACAGGAAAAGUGUCCUAUCAGGCCGACAGUGUCUUAUGAAAGUUUGGAGAAGCUUAACUCACUAAAAUAUAAGCAACAGAGACACUGGCGUAGUGCAGAAGUUUUAACAAACACCAAGCCAUGGGUUGCAGUGCAAAAAGAAACAGCUAGAUGGGUGGAACAUGGAGGUUGGGAGGAUCCCAACAGAUCUUCAGAUUGUGAUAGUAUUUUCUCACUGGAUUCACUGUCAUCAGCUUAUGCUACAGCUCUGGCUGAGCAACUUCAGCUGGAGGAAUGUGAUUCCAGUGACGCUGAGAGUGAAGACAGUCAGAUGUCUCAAGAUUCUCUUGUUAUGGAGAGCAGCGGGAAGCAUAUGACUGCCAGACCAGUGCUGAGGUUUAAAAAAGUUCCAAGCCACUUAACCACCCCUACAGUACCAGCUUCAUGCAGCUCUCAGGCAAUCGACAAUAAAGAGGGGAUGAGAAUAUCCAAAGAUGUACCUGCAGAGGUUUUCUGGAGCCUUAAUGGUAGUCAGAAGUCGAAAACUGAGAACAGCCCAGGCAUGGCUAAAGAGCCUUCACACUUCUCUGGUCUAGCGUCUGAAUCUAGACCCUGUAGCGUUGCAAGUAUCAGAGACACAGAGAAUCCACUUGCUCUUACUGAUGCUUGGUCAUCUACUGAUGCAGCAGACAGUCCUAGAAUCAUCAUGCCUUCAGGACACUUGCUCAAACAGGAUCCACACACACUUAUAGAGAGCAGUAGAUGCCAAAGCUCUACUAGUCUGGAUCUGUCAGACAACAUGAUUGUCUCAGAAAGCCAGAGCUCACCUUGUUCUGACUCCACUCAGGAUGAAAAUACAACACUUGAAGAACAAAACAGCACAUCCUUUGAAAAUACCCUGUUGUUAGAGAAUGAUCUCAAUUUUAUCCCAGAACAGGAGAUGGAUUUUAAGGAACGGACUACCAGUGCAGAACCAUGUACAACUCAGACAGUCUGUGAUUCUACAGAUACCAGUUCAAAUGGGUUAGCACAUCCAAAUAAACCAACCACUGGAAAUGAACCACUGAAUCCCACUGUGAUUAAAGCACUGCUGAUCAACUCGUGUUCCAACGAUGGUGAGAUCUCAGCAAGUAACACUUGCUUCCCAGUUAACUCUAGUAGGGAAGAUUCACAUGUUAGAGAGGACCCAUCAUCAUAUCCAAUACACCCUGCAGAUUGUUCUCUGAAGUCAAACAUAAACCUGACAAUGGGUUAUCAGGUUUCAAGAUGCGACAAUGCCAGAGAUCCAGAGGUUAAGAACUCUAAAGCAGUGCAGAUUAUAAACGAAUCGCACAGCACUUUAAGCACUGACAAUGGCACAAUCACUGGAAACUAUGAUGAAGAAAAUAAGUAUUUCUAUACAAAACAGUGCACAGAAAUGGCUUUUACAACAGAUACCAAAAAAUAUGCAUUGACAAUGGAACAAUUAGAGAAGCAAGAUGUAGUAGUUAAUAGAUUUGGCACAGAUGGUGAACACUUUGGGAAUGAGGCACUCACUGGAACAUGCGAAAUGAAAGACUCUCACACAGGCUUUGUGGGAAAUGUGAAACUUCCAAAGAAAAGCAAUGAAGAUGUUUCAGACACUGAGACAGCACUUUUAAAUAUAGAUCAGGAACAGUUGUCUGCUUGUUCAACUAUUAAUGGAGAAUCUGUAAAAAAUACAUCUCUUUUGGAAAACUGGCUAACAGCUGAUACGAUGGAAAACUCUGAUAAAGAGCUAGAAGACAAAAAAAUAAAAAAUGCACCAUUAGCCAGGGAUGAUCACAAGACUUUAAUCGGCAAAGAUCACAUUAAUACUUUUAGAAAUGACAGCAGUGUAUGCGAUAGUGGGCUUACACAAACAAAUUGCACUAGCCUGAAAUCCUUGAGGAGUUCAGAGAUUGAAAACAUUAUAGACAACAGUAAAGAGGAUAGAAAAGAUGCAUGCAAGAUUAUGGAGGGAGAGGCCAACAACCGAUAUUUUCAAAUGAGCGACUCAGCAAUUAAUGAUAAAAUAUCAGAGGUGGUGAAAGAACAUUUUAUGACGUCUCUAAGAGAAGACUGUAGUGAAGAGCAAGAGUCAAACACAAAGAAAGAAAACACUUCUUUAGAAAAAGUGCAUGAUUUUAAGUUCAAAACAAACAAACAUGAAUUUGGUAACAAAAGUACUCGGGCUGCAGUACUUUUGUGUAAAUCAGAGAUUAACACUGACAACUCUACUGUACACUUGCAGAACAGUGAUUCGCAAACAGAAUUAAGAGAUGAAUAUUGUAAUGUAGAAUUGGAGGAAUUUUGUUCGAGAAAAUAA